Messenger RNA from Closterium sp. Naga37s-1, 3609 nucleotides. The record is from the annotation of a GenBank genome assembly. NCBI's taxonomy places the organism in Eukaryota, Viridiplantae, Streptophyta, Zygnematophyceae, Desmidiales, Closteriaceae.
AUGGCCGGUCGCGGAAUCGCGCUGACGAAGCCGGCAUGGAUGAAGGAGCAGGAGGAGAAGGCUAAAGCAGAAGCGGCCCGAGCAGCAGCCGUCGCCGCCUCCAAGGCCGGCACAGCAGGCGGAGGCGACGACACCGACAGCAGCGACGAAGAGGAGGAGGACGAAGCGACUCGACUCGCGAAGAAGCCCAUCGGGCCGGUCUGCCCGGCCAAGUGCUCCGCCGCGGGAUCCGGCGUCGGGGGCGGAUCGGCGGGUGCGCCCGUGUCCUUCGUUAUAGUCCUGAAAGACGAGGACGGGCGGCGGAUCUUAGCGGGCGGCGCGAAGGUAACGGUGAAGGUGACACCUAAGGCGGGCGUGCCUGGGCAGGAGCAGAUCGCAGCGAUCAAGGACCACGGCGACGGGUCGUACACGGCGACUUACACCGUACAGCACCGAGGAGAUUACACGGUCAACGCGGAGGUCAACGGCAGUCCCAUCAUGGGCAGCCCGUUCCCGGUUUUCUUCAGCGCCGCUACAGCCGGUCAACCGGCGUCAACGCCGCUUCCGGUGGCGGUCAACGCGGCGCCGGCGCCUCCGCUGAUGCCGACGCCGGCGCUGCCGACGCCGCAACUGCCGACGCCGCAGAUGCCGGCGCCGGGCAUGCAUAACCCGUUGAUGGCGGCGGCGCUGCAGUUCCGCGGGCUGCUCCCGACCAUGGGAGGAAUGCCCUUUACCAGCCCGUACCCCGGCAUGGCUGGUGGCGUGCUUCCCGGAACCGGAGGAUUGACGAACAUGCCUCUUGCGCCAUCAGCGGCGGCGAUGGCGGCGGCGCAGAGCAUCAUGGCGGUGCAAGCCAUGCAGGCGCAGGCGCAGGCGCAAGCACAGGCGCAGGCGCAGGCGCAAGCGCAAGCUCAAGCGCACGCGCAAGUGCACGCACAGGCGCAGGCGCAGGCUCAGGCGCAAGCGGCGGCGGCAGCGGCGGCGAUUCAACAGCAGAAGCUGCUGCAGCAGAAGAGCGAAUACAUCGAGGACUUUUAUUCGGCGAUGGACGACGACGAGUUGGAGCGAACGAUGCACGUCACCAACGUCAGCGCGAUCCUCACGCCCGAGCAGCUUCGCCAGCUCUUCGCCUUCUGUGGCACGGUUACCCGCUGCGAAUUUCUCAACGACAAGAAAACCGUCGCACACGUGCGAUUCGCGAAAGCUGACGAGGCGAAAGCGGCGCUCGCGCUGAACAACAUGGCGGUCGGCGACAAGCAACUCAAAGUCGAACUCGCGAAAACCGCGAAAGCCACGCGACAGGCCGUCCUCUCCGCGCUCGCUCCGCCCGCCCCCGCCCCCGCGCCCACCCCCGCUCCCGCCGCCCCCGCGCCCGUUGCGCCUGCGACGACCGCUGCGACGUCGCAGAUGGCGAUGCAGCAGGUCGUCGCAAUGCCGUUCAUGCAGUUUCAGCAGGCGCUUGCUAUGCAGCAGGCGCUGGCGCAGCAGGUGCGCAGCUCCGAGGCUAAGACCAAGGCGGAACUCGCCGCCAAGCGCGCCAAAGAGAUCAGCCGCGCGAUUGCGGCGGGCGGCGCAGGGAAGGACGACGGGAAGGAGAAGGAUGGGAAGGAGGGAGACGGGAAGGGGAAGGACGGGAGCGGGUCUGACAGCCGCACUAGGGACUGGGAGGCUGAGGAGAAGGAGAGGGAGAGGGAGAGAGAGCGGGAGAGGGAGAGGAAGAUUGAGAGGGAUAGGCAGAGGGAGAAGGAGAGGGAGUUACAGCGGGCGCGAGAGAGGGAACGCGAGAGGGAAAGAGAGAGGGAGAGGGCGAGAGAGAGGGAGAAGGAGAAGGAGAGAGAGAGGGAGAGGGCGCGGGAGCGUGAGAAGGAGAGGGAGAGGGAAAGGGCGAGGGAGCGUGGGCGGGACAAGGGUAGAGAGAAGGAGAGGGACAGAGAGGAUGACGACGAGAGAUACGAGGGGAGGCGCGGCAGAGGGAGGAUUGAGGAAGAGGAUAGGUACAAGGGGAGGUAUGAAUCUGAUGAGGAGGAUGAGGAGGAGGAGAGGGUUGAGAGGAAGAAAGGUCACGGGCGGGACGAGCCGGAUUCGGAAGAGGAGAGUGAGGAGCGAGAGGAAGCCAGGCGGAAGGAAGCUGCGAGGAAGGCGAGGGGUAGGGGCGCGAGUGAGGAGAGUGAGGAGGACGAGGAGGAGGAUGAGGAGGAGAGGGGGAAGGAGAGGGGCGGGCGGAAGGAGGCAGAGCGGCGGGAGAAGGAGCUUAGAGAGAAACUGCUUCGAGACAAGCUGGAGAGGCAGAGGCGCGAGGUGGAGCGGCGGAGAGGUGCGAAGGAGGAGGAUGAUGAAGAUGAGGAGGAAGAGAGGAAGGAGAAGAAGGGUGAGCGGGUUGCGAGGAAGGGAGGGCGGGACGAGGAGGACGAGAGUGAUGGUUCGGAUGGGGAAAAGCGGGCUAAGAAGGAGGAGGAUGAGGAGGAUAGUGACCGCUCUGUAGGAGAGGGAGGGAGAGUGAAGAAGAAGAAAGUGAAAGAGGAUGAAGAGGAGGAAGAGAAGCGCAGUGGGAGCGAGGAAAGGCGUGAGAGCGUCGAGAAGGAGGAAAGCGAGGAGAAGGCGAAGGACGCAAGGUCAAGGCGUGCAGGGAGUGUGGAGAGUGAUAAGGGUAAGGGUAGUGAGGGUGAGGGAGAGAGUGAGAGUGAAGGAGAGAGGGCCAAGAAGAUGGAGGUUGAUGCGGAGAAGGAGAAGGAUGAGAGUGAAGAGGAGAAGGAAAUUAAGAAAAAGAAGGGAGGGGAUGAGAGUGAGGAAGAGAAGGAAAAGGAGGAGAAGGAGAGGGAUGAUAUUGAAGAAGAGAGGGAAAUGGAGAGGAAGGGAAGGGUUGAAAGUGAUGAGGAGAAGGAGAAAGAGGAUGAGAGGGAGAAGGCGAAGGAGAGAGAGGGGGAUGAGAGUGAAGAGGAGAAGGUGAUUGAGAAUGGGAGCAAAGGAGGAUCGGAGGACGAGGCAGCUGUGAAGGAGGGAGGAGAGGGGGAGGAGGAGGAGGAGGAGGAGGAUGAGAAGGAGAGGAGGAGCAGGAAGAAGGAGAGUGAACGGCACAAGGAGAAGAAGAGGAAGCACCGCCGGAGAAAGAACCGUGAUGAUGACGAGGAGAGUGAGGAGGACGAGGAGGAGCGGCGUCACAGGCGCAGCAGGAGGAGCAAAAAGAGCCACAAGCGCCGGCGCAGCCGCCAUGAUGACGACGAGGAUGAGGAAGGCGAGGGGGGGAAGGAUAGGUCGUCUGAUGAGGAAGAGAGGGAUGAAAGGGACAGGAAGGAGAAAGGUCGUGGGGGAAGGCGGAAGGAGAGAGGGUCUGAUGAUGAUGAGGAGGAGAAGGGUGGAAGGCGGAGCAGCAGGAAGAGGUCAGGGCGAGAUGAGUCUGAUGAGGAGAAGGGGCGGUCUUCUAGGGAUAAGAAGCACCACAGCCGCAGCCACCGCUCCAGGUCUCCAAUGCAGGCCACUCUUGACCUUCAGAUCAACAUACCAGCACAGACAGCUAAACACCAUUCAUGUGGAGGAUCCGUCCACACUCCAUCAUGUACCGUGCAUCCAAUCGGGCAUCAGCCAGCCAGCCAGCCAUUAAACGCACAAGAUGUAUUGAGGCGUGCACACUAA